Meloidogyne enterolobii is the source of this 1675-nucleotide messenger RNA. The record is from the annotation of a GenBank genome assembly. NCBI's taxonomy places the organism in Eukaryota, Metazoa, Nematoda, Chromadorea, Rhabditida, Meloidogynidae.
AAUGCCAGAAGAGGAGCACGGGAACAGUUCUGAAGAGGAGGAAGAAGAAGACGAGCCUGUACCCGUUCGUCAACAACAAGUUAGAAUGGUUGUUACGGAUGCUUCUAGUGGUUAUGGCCAAGAAUCAGCCACAGAUUCUCCCAUAGCUAAAACAGCCCCACAAGCAAUAGUCACAACAACAAGUACAACAACAAAAGUUGCUGGAAACGAAGAUGUCUCUGAAGCCCAGGAGGCUGCUAUUGAAGCGGCUCGUAAACGUCAUCAAGAGGCUAUCGAAAAAGCUAGAGCUGAGGCAAUAAAAAUGCAAGAAGAAGCGCGUGCUAGGGCAGAAGCUGCACGUCAACAGCAACAACAACAAUUUCAGGAACAACAAAAAUUGGCGACGGAAGAGCAACGUCAGCAACAAAUAAAAGCUCAACAAGAAGCUGCUAAGCUUCAGGCUGAACAACGUGCUGCUCAAUUAAAGGCACAACAAGAGGCUCAAAAAGCAGCUGCUGUUCAACAACAACAAGUUCAACAACAACCACAACAACAAAAAGUUUUAACUCCACAACAACAACAAAGGCCUGCCCCUCCAACCCCCACAACUCCUAAACCGGCUGUUCAAACUCCUCCUGCACAAUCUAAACCAGCCCCAGCACAACCUAAAGCAGCUGCUCCAGCUCCACCAAAAGCUGCUGCCCCACAGCCAAAAUCCCCGGCCCCGGCUCAACCAGCUAAAGCUCCAAUUCAGCCAAAACCUGUCCAACCUCCAACAAAAACACCAAUUCAACCCAAGGCAGCCCCACCCCCAACAUCGCCUACCAAAGCUCCAAUAGCUUCGAAUAAUCCAUCACGUCAAGCCCCUCCUUUGGCUAAAGAGCCAGAACCUUUAGAACCACCAAAGCCCAUUUUGACACACGCACCUUUUCAACCAAAAAAUCCAAAAGCAGAAAACCAUUCUUGGCCGCCUCCUCAAGAAGAAGAAGAUUUAAGUAUUGAGGGGGGAAAAAGAAACAAAAUUUUGGAUGACAAUUCUUGGCAAGUACAGAAACGAAUUCAAUUAGAAUAUCAACCUAUUCAGCCAACAAAAAUUCAACCUCCAGAAUUGGAUUAUGAAGGGGAAAUUAAGGCAUAUUUUUUAUUUUUUAUUUUAUUUUCUUCUAAAUUUAUUUUAAAGAGAACAAUAGUUCCCCAACCUGCUGGUUAUUCUAAAAUACAGUGGAAUGAAUUUCCUGAAGAGGAACAAAAGGAAAAGCAAUCAGUCCCGCGAGUAAAAGCUCAGGAUUGGGUACCUGAAAACGAUUCUGAACAUCCAGUAUUAAAAACAAUAUAUCAACCAGGAAGGAUUGCUCCAAAUCCAACAUCUGGCCGUUUAUGGCCCCCUCCAGGUUAUGGAGAAGAAGAAGAAAUUGAAAUUGGGCAUGCCAACAAAGUAAAAACAAUGGGGGAUGAUGACUGGAAACAAGGGGAAGGGGAACAAUUACAAAAUGGAGAAGAGAAUAGUGUUGGGAAUGCCCCUUGGAGUAGACAAGCUGCUGGGGGAAAUGUUAAAAAUGUGCAGUGGCCUCCUCCUGAGAAUCAAUUGGAACAUGGAGAAUUUGGUAGAGGAAAAUUAAAUGUACAAUGGCCUCCUUCUGAAUUUGAAGAACAAGAACAAAAACAGGUAAAAAUAAAAAGAAUGAGAGUACAGUAA